Messenger RNA from Arthroderma uncinatum, 1761 nucleotides. Its product is annotated as Lcc2. Gene Ontology annotation, molecular function: oxidoreductase activity; copper ion binding. Bases 1 to 1761 code for a protein of 586 amino acids. Lineage: Eukaryota; Fungi; Ascomycota; Eurotiomycetes; Onygenales; Arthrodermataceae. The transcript has 8 exons. The record is from RefSeq and is a predicted model, not a curated record.
AUGAAAGGCUGGGUUUAUUCCCACAAGAAGAAUGGCGAUUGGUUGAAGUAUAUUGGCUCAAACCCAGGAGACAUCACGGAGUAUAACAUUGAAACCGAUAACGAUAAAUAUAUUCCACAGGGAAUAACACGAAAGUACCAUCUGGAAAUCUCGGAUGAGUCUGCGAAUAUGGACGGAACAGUCUUUGACAAAGCAAAGCUCUUUAAUAAGCAAUACCCUGGACCUUGGAUCCAGGCAUGUUGGGGAGAUAAUCUCGAAAUCACCGUCACCAACAAGCUGAAGCAUAAUGGAACUGCUGUUCACUGGCAUGGGAUCCGGAUGAUGGAAAAUAUGUUCAAUGACGGUGUUCCAGGCAUUACGCAAUGCCCUAUUCCCCCUGGUUCAUCAAUGACAUAUAGAUUCAGGGCCAGUCAAUACGGAUCCAGCUGGUAUCAUAGUCAUUAUUCUCUGCAGUAUGCAGAUGGACUCUUCGGCCCAAUGACGAUUCACGGGCCAUCCUCGGCAGAUUACGAUAAGGCCGUUGACCCGCUGCUGAUGACAGACCACCUACACAAUAGUGCAUUCGAGGAGUUUCAUAAUGAGUUGGGGGGCCAUCCUCCAAAGAUGGACAGCAUUAUCCUAAACGGAAAAGGAGAUUUCGACCAAACUGGCGACGUGAAAAAGAAGUAUCGUACUGUUCUUAAACCUGGCAAAAGAUAUCUUCUUAGGUUGAUAAACACCUCAAUUGCAACAACAUUUGUUUUUUCGGUUGAUGGCCACAAGUUCCACGUUGUCGGGUCAGAUUUUGUUCCGAUAGAACCCUAUGAAACCGACCAUAUUGCCGUUGGGAUUGGCCAACGCUACCAUAUUAUUCUCGAAGGGCUAUCUAAAGAAGAAGCCAAGAAGAACAGCCGUUAUUGGAUUAGGACGACGCCUGCCAAGGGCUGCGCAACAUUUCGCGAAGGGAGAGGCACUGAUGAUCGGACCGGAGUAUUCUACUACGAUCGAGACGACGGUAUGGCUCCUACCACUGAUGGGGGAGCCUUCGAUGUAGCCUGCCGAGAUGAGCCUCUAGAUAAGUUGAAGCCAAUAGUCAAAUGGACUGUGCCUGACCCAGGACUCAGUUCUCCUGGCGAGUUUGAGAAAUCGGUAGACGUGCAGCUUGGCCAGUGGAGGCGGCCAGGAUAUGCGAAUACAGAAAGCCUUGUUUCUAACUGGGAAUUUGGGCCGUCUCCUAUGUGGAUUAACUACUCUGAGCCGAUCAUAAAAAAUCUUGACAAGAAGGACUUCCCCGCGACGUGGGUUGUAUACCCAGCAGACGACCAUCUUAACGAUAAAUGGGUGUACCUUGUCAUCACAGGGAAGAAGCUAAAAGUACUUGAAACUCAAGUUGCUGUUGCACAUCCGAUCCAUUUGCACGGCCACGAUUUCGUCUUGCUUCAACAGUCAAUGGAGCCUUGGGACUCUUCCAAUGUCAACCUUAAGCUUGAUAACCCUCCACGACGAGACGUUGUUCUGCUACCGGCUGGCGGAUUUAUCGUGAUUGCCUUUAAGCCAGAUAAUCCAGGUUCAUGGCUGCUGCAUUGCCACAUCGCCUGGCAUGUAUCAGCCGGGCUGGCCUUACAGGUACUCGAGCGCAAGGAGGACCUGAAGGCUUUGACCCUGAACAACCCCGACUAUGACUUUAUGCAGGAGAACUGCCGAAGGUGGGAUGCAUGGCACUCAGAUAAAAGCAACUUUUGGGAUCCAAAGGGUUAUUUCCAAGACGACUCUGGGGUUUAA